AUGCCACCUCCCGUGAGCCCAGACCUCCCUCCAGCUCAUCUGGUCGAGGAUGGCUGGCACAUUCUCUACAAUCCCUUCAGUGCCACCAUCAAUGUAGACGAAAACCAUCCAGUCAACCCCGUCAAGAUGUUUCUUCUCCGACCUCUCUAUGCGCCUCUUCUGUUUUCCAAUACCUCGUCAGACGCUCGGGAUCAUUGUGCCAACGAAAGGACAUUUUUAUCGUGGCUCCGUCUGUCCAUCUACAUGGCUGUUGUGGCUGUCGCCAUCUUCAUCAACUUCCAUCUGAAGAGCCAACCCACUUCCCUGGAAGAGCGGCUCUCCCACCCGCUCGGAAUCAUCUUUUGGGUCCUUUCGCUUGCGUGUCUGGUGAGCGGAUUGGGCAUCUACAUGCGCACAGUCACAAAAUACGCGAGACGACGGGCCCUGGUCCAGACAGGGAUGAAGACACAAAUUGUCUUUGGGGUAGUCUCGACGGCCAUUAUCGCCGCGUGUGCGUUGUUCCUGGGGGCCGAAGUGCAGGCAUCGAGAGAGCGGCAGGCCGCUUUUGCUGCAAAUGUGAUUCCUGAAUUGAUUUAUGGGGCUGAAAGGCUACACACCAAAACUUCGCAUCCUUCAACCGCAGCCGCAGCCUCAGACAGACGCUCAUCCACGUCCGCGCCGCAUGAGUCCCCUCAAGGCUUCAUCCCCAGGCUUUUCAAGCUGACUUUCAUCCUUCCCUCUACUCCAUCCUUCACUCGUUGUCUCUCUGCUGCCAUGGAUCCCACGGCUUCCAAUGAGUACCCCGCCGAAUCGGCAUACAGCCCUCACAUCGUUAAUGACCAAGAUCAGCCACAAGAAGACACCACCGCAAUCCAGGGCGGCCAUCAAUCUCAGCCUUCCACUGUUACCGCAACUCCGCCGAUGGAUAAUGACUCCAAUCAGAGAUACAACUCUCCCAACCUGUACCAACAGCCGACUUCAAGACCUGGUUCCGGAAUGGGCGGACAUCAACAAACGCAAUAUCAGGAGAACAGACAGUCACAACCUUCCGGCAAAUCCAGCGUUGUCAUCAAAGUGGGCAUGGUUGGGGAUGCUCAAAUAGGAAAGACAAGUCUGAUGGUCAAAUACGUUGAGGGCAGUUGGGAUGAAGACUACAUACAGACAUUGGGUGUCAAUUUCAUGGAAAAGACCAUCUCAAUACGCAAUACCGAAAUUACUUUCUCCAUCUGGGAUCUCGGUGGCCAGCGAGAGUUUGUCAACAUGCUCCCCCUUGUCUGCAACGACGCCGUCGCCAUCCUCUUCAUGUUCGACUUGACACGGAAAUCAACGCUCAACAGCAUAAAAGAGUGGUACAGACAGGGCCGAGGGUUUAAUAAGACUGCCAUCCCCUUCUUGAUCGGGACAAAGUACGACCAUUUCGUUAAUUUCCCCAGGGAGGAUCAAGAGGAGAUCAGCAAUCAGGCCCGAAGAUUCGCGAAAGCCAUGCGUGCAAGUUUGAUCUUCAGCAGCACGAGCCACAGCAUCAAUGUCCAGAAGAUCUUCAAGAUAGUGCUGUCCAAAGCCUUCGAUCUGAAAUGCACCAUCCCCGAGAUCGAGAACGUCGGCGAGCCUUUGCUGCUGUAUCAGUCGGUCAAUUGA
Molecule: messenger RNA, 1617 nt
Organism: Cladophialophora bantiana CBS 173.52
Lineage: Eukaryota; Fungi; Ascomycota; Eurotiomycetes; Chaetothyriales; Herpotrichiellaceae
Product: septum-promoting GTP-binding protein 1
Exons: 6
Coding region: 1-1617 (538 amino acids)
Biological process (GO): regulation of exit from mitosis
Cellular component (GO): spindle pole body
Molecular function (GO): GTPase activity; GTP binding
Source: RefSeq, a predicted model, not a curated record